Fonsecaea pedrosoi CBS 271.37 is the source of this 3777-nucleotide messenger RNA. RefSeq lists its product as uncharacterized. Bases 1 to 3777 code for a protein of 1258 amino acids. The transcript has a single exon. The record is from RefSeq and is a predicted model, not a curated record. Gene Ontology annotation, biological process: DNA-templated transcription. Gene Ontology annotation, molecular function: ribonucleoside binding; DNA-directed RNA polymerase activity; DNA binding. NCBI's taxonomy places the organism in Eukaryota, Fungi, Ascomycota, Eurotiomycetes, Chaetothyriales, Herpotrichiellaceae. Gene Ontology annotation, cellular component: RNA polymerase II, core complex.
AUGGCGGAAUACGACGUGAAGUCUGAACCCAACGGUUACUAUGGGCAAGCUGGUGCCUACGAGGAGGUGGAGACUGGUGAACAAGACAUCACAUCUGAAGACUGCUGGAAAGUCAUCAGUUCCUUCUUCGACAUCAAGAAGUUGGCCUCUAUGCAGAUAGACUCAUUCAACCACUUCAUGCGCUCGGGCCUACAAGAUCUGGUCAACGAAAAGGGUGGCGUCACUUUAGAUCAUGCCCAAAAUGUCGAUGAAAAUGACCCAAAUCCAAUCGUCAUCAAGAGACAUGAGGUCAAGUUUGGCAAGGUUACGCUCAGCAAGCCGAAUCAGGUCGAGCCGGAUGGCACUACAACAGACUGCAUGCCCCACGAAGCACGAAUGCGGAGUUUAACAUACGCAAGUCCAGUCUAUGUCAAGAUGACGCGAAGAACAUACUACGCAAAGGAGCGUCCUUGGGACGAAUAUGACAAAGACUCUGGCGUCAUGAGAGAAGACGGCACCGAACUUUACUGGAGAGAGGGUGAUGAUGAAGAUGACUUCGACAAUGAUAAAGAGGUAUACAUAGGAAAGAUACCCAUCAUGGUGAGAAGCAUGACCUGCCACUUGGUGAGCGAAAAGUUUCAAAGCGAGCGAGAUCUUUUCGCCUGGGGAGAAUGUCCAUAUGACCAGGGAGGCUACUUCAUCAUCAACGGUAGCGAGAAAGUGCUCAUUGCUCAAGAACGAAGUGCCGGAAACAUCGUCCAGGUCUUCCAAAAGGCAGCGCCCUCGCCCUUUACACAUCUCGCAGAGAUCAGAUCCGUCAUCGAUCGCGGCGCCCGCAUGAUGUCGCAGUGCACCGUCAAACUCUUCCGUAGAGUCGAUGGUCCGGACGGCACUAAGAUCGACAACCCGAUUCGAGUUCAGCUACCAUACGUCAAACAGGAUAUUCCUCUCGUUAUUGUCUUUCGAGCGUUGGACAUUGUCUCAGACGCCGAUAUCCUGGAGAAGAUCUGCUUCGACCAGAGUGAUAAAGAGAUGAUGGAUAUGUUGAUGGGCUCACUCCAGGAAGGCCAGGCCAUUCAGGGCGCGGAUCUGGCUCGAGACUUUAUUGCACGCCGAGGUAACAUUCCGACUCUGAAAAGCCAUGAACGGCAGAAGCAUGCCACAGACAUCUUGCAGAAGGAGUUUCUACCUCAUAUUGGACAAAGCCCAGAUGCUACUGCUAGAAAAGCUUUCUUUCUCGGCUACAUGGUCAAUCGAUUGCUGAAAUGCGCUCUCGGUCGCGCAGAGCCGGACGAUCGGGAUCAUCUAGGGAAAAAGCGACUUGAUCUUGCGGGACCAUUGAUGACCAACCUCUUCCGGCUUCAGUUUGACAAAGCUACCAAAGACUUCUACCGCUAUAUGCAGAAGCGCGUAGAAGCGGGCCAGCCCAUCAAUAUCAUGGCAGGCUUCAAGCAUCCUAUUAUCACCAGCGGCCUGAAAUAUUCUUUGGCCACUGGCAAUUGGGGAGACCAAAAGAAGCUGGACAAAGCGAAAGCUGGUGUUUCUCAAGUGCUCAGUCGGUACACUUUUGCCUCUACCUUGUCACAUCUUCGCCGCACCAAUGCUCCGAUCGGUCGAGAAGGUAAAAUUGCUAAGCCCCGUCAACUCCACAACACUCAUUGGGGUUAUGUCUGCCCAGCUGAGACGCCCGAGGGUCAGGCUUGUGGUCUGGUCAAGAACCUGUCGCUCAUGUCGAUGGUUACAAAUACUUAUGAGACUGCUCCACUGGUAAAUUAUAUCCUCACUAAGCAUGUCGAAGCAUUGGAAGACUGGGAACCUCGAUUGAAUCCUCAAGCAACGAAAGUCUUCGUCGACGGUGUGUGGUUUGCGGUAGUCCUACGGGAUCCGAAACGCCUGGUGGAUGACCUGCGCAAGCUUCGGAGAAAGGGCGUCUUCGAUGCUCAGGUGAGUUUGGUUUGGGACAUUCGAGAGAAAGAAUUCAAAGUCAACGGCGACUCGGGAAGAAUUGUCCGCCCCCUGUUUGUGGUUGAGACCGACCCAGCCUCAGAGAACCGUGGCAACUUGGUGCUGAACAAGGAACACAUCAACAAGCUUGAUCAGACUGCUUAUCUGAAGGAAAGCGGCUUCCAGUUCACAGACGAAAUCCGACCAUACGGUUGGAACAAUCUCCUCGAAUCAGGCGUUGUUGAAUACCUUGAUGCUGAGGAAGAAGAGACGGCGAUGAUCAUCAUGACACCUGAGGCCCUGGCCGACUCCAAAGCAAGAUGGAUGGGUAUGGAGAUAGAGGCCGAAGACGAUCCUUUGCGGAGAAACGACCCUCUCCUAAACCCGUUCUCCCAUACCUUCACUCAUUGCGAAAUUCAUCCAAGUAUGAUCUUGGGAGUUUGCGCCAGUAUCAUCCCCUUCCCUGACCACAACCAAUCGCCUCGUAACACCUAUCAGUCUGCCAUGGGUAAGCAGGCUAUGGGCGUCUUCCUCACCAACUUCGACCAACGGAUGGAGACCAUGGCCAACAUCCUCUACUACCCUCAGAAACCUCUUGCCAGAACGAUGGCUAUGGAUUAUCUGAAAUUCCGAGAGCUUCCUGCCGGGCAGAAUGCGAUUGUGGCUAUUGCGACCUACUCAGGCUAUAACCAAGAAGAUUCCGUCAUCAUGAAUCAGAGCUCCAUCGACCGUGGACUUUUCCGUUCGCUGUUCUAUCGUACCUACCAAGACUCAGAGAAGAUAGUCGGCCACUCCGUGGUAGAGCAGUUUGAGAAGCCCACAAGAUCGGACACUCUCCGACUCAAGCACGGUACCUAUGACAAGAUUGACGAAGACGGCAUUGUUGCUCCUGGUGUCCGCGUGAGUGGCGAGGACAUCAUUAUGGGCAAAACUGCGCCUAUGGCACCAGAUGCGGAAGAACUCGGCCAGAGACAGAAACAGCACAUCAAGCGCGACGUAUCGACACCCCUGAGGUCUACAGAGUCUGGUAUUGUUGACCAGGUUCUGCUGACGACAACCAACGAGGGUCAUCGGUUUGCCAAGGUCAGGGUAAGAACUACGAAAGUGCCUCAGAUUGGUGAUAAAUUCGCAUCUCGUCACGGUCAGAAGGGUACCAUUGGUAUUACAUACCGUCAUGAGGAUAUGCCCUUUACACGAGAAGGCAUUGUACCCGAUCUCAUCAUCAACCCGCACGCCAUUCCCUCUCGAAUGACCAUUGCUCACUUGAUCGAAUGUCAACUCUCAAAGGUAGCGACACUUCGGGGUGACGAAGGUGACGCCACCCCUUUCACAAAGGUCACGGUGACGCAGAUUUCCGAGUUGUUGAGGAGAAUGGGCUACCAGUCUCGAGGCUUUGAAGUCAUGUACAACGGGCACACUGGACGGAAACUUGUCGCACAAGUCUUCCUCGGCCCUACGUAUUACCAACGUCUCAGACAUAUGGUCGACGACAAGAUCCAUUCCCGGGCACGGGGUCCCACUCAAAUCUUGACCCGACAGCCUGUCGAAGGUCGUGCUCGCGACGGUGGUCUCCGUUUCGGUGAAAUGGAACGCGACUGCAUGAUCGCGCAUGGUGCCUCGUCAUUCCUCAAAGAACGUCUUUUCGACGUAUCGGAUCCUUUCCGCGUGCACAUUUGUGACAUUUGCGGAUUGAUGACGGUGAUUGCGAAACUCAAGAAGAAUACUUUUGAGUGCAAGAACUGUAAUAACAAGAACCGCAUCAGUCAGAUCUACCUGCCGUAUGCAGCGAAGCUGUUGUUCCAGGAAUUGUGGAGCAUGAACAUUGCAGCGAGACUGUACACCAAAAAGGGUUAG